Messenger RNA from Nymphalis io (European peacock), 4076 nucleotides. Its product is annotated as protein diaphanous homolog 1-like. The coding region runs from base 233 to 1876 and encodes 547 amino acids. The record is from RefSeq and is a predicted model, not a curated record. Lineage: Eukaryota; Metazoa; Arthropoda; Insecta; Lepidoptera; Nymphalidae. The transcript is spliced from 11 exons. Gene Ontology annotation, molecular function: metal ion binding.
AUCUUGUACAGCUUGUACUUUUGAGUUUCCCUAUAAGUAUAACAACAUGGCUGGUGUCCUUUUGUGACAUAUUUAUAUAUAUAGUCAAUAUAUUGUAAUUAAAUAUUGCAUCCUUAAAAAUAGUUGACCUAGUAUUAUUUAAAACUUCUUAGCUUCCUAGUGGUAUUAUUUAUAUAUACUUUUAAUAGAAGAUUUUAUAGGCAAUCGACUAUAUACUACGCCUGUGAGUUUGAUGAGCAAUAAAAAUGAACAAAAUGGCCGCCAGCCACCUCUUCCAGGACAGCCACCGCCUUCGCUAGAGAAUGAAGCUAACCACGAAAAUGGGUCCACUUCAAGUGAUAAAAUGGAAAUAUGCCGCAACUUUGUAUGGGGCAGUUGCAAUAAAAAUACUCAGUGUAAAUUUCGUCAUGAACUUGACUUUGAAGAAAUGAAGAAAAUCUUAAAGUUUUGUCACGAUUAUCAGAACCCGCCUGGUUGUACGAGAGAACAUUGCACAUAUUUACACACAACCAAAGAAGAGGAAAGUUUAUUUUUUGCCACGGGGCAACUACCUCGUGUUCUUGCAGAAAGACAUGCUAAUAUGUCUGCUACAGCGGCAGAAACUAUACCACAAAUAGCUCUAUUCAUACAGGAAUCUUUUGUGGGGCCUCCUCCACCGCCCCCACCUCCUCCUGCUCCCGCUUCUGCUCCCGCUCCGGUAGCUGUUCCACCACCUAUAGCGCCAUCCUCUCUAGCGACUAAAUCUGCAGUUCCUAUGAUGCCUAUGCAGCAGUUGCCUCCACCGCCACCUCCUCCACCACCUGUUUCAUCUGCAAUGCCCAUUCAGCAACAUGCAUCUGUUUUCCCAGCACCAGCAGUGCAGGUUAAUCCAGCAUAUACACUGAAUACGCCUCCACCCCCUGUUCAUGUUUUGUUUGAUGCAAGUAGACCACCACCUCCGAUACCCACAAAACGACCGUCUCCUACUAAUUUUGAUGUCCAACCGAAGAAAAGGAAGGUGGAUGAGGUGAAAGUCGCGGAUGGUCACUGCGAUCAGUGUGUGCAGCGCGAUAUCAGAGUGGAAUCUUGUAAACAAGAAAUGGAGAAGUUAUGUGGCGAAGAGGAAUAUAAUACCUUGAUAUACAAAAAAAAAUUGGAGGAAUAUCAGAAUCGUAAAGAAUUAUUGCGAUCGUUAGUCAGUAAUGAUCUUUACCGACUCAUUGAAGAAUAUGUGGAAGGUAUACCACAAAUUCAAGUAAAUGACGUUCUAACACAGCUCAACCAAACACCGUUUGUUUCUGGGACAUCUAGUGUACCAAAACAGUUUUUACUGCAAUUAAUGGAGUACGUUUUAGAAAACUCAAGAGUUGACGCAGUUCCUUCAUCGACUCUGCGCUUAGAUGAAUCUUUACUGCAAAGUUUGUCCAGGAGAACCAAUUCCGUCGGUCUCUCAUCUCCAGAUGUCCUACAGACCUUUAUGGAAAUUCUUAGGCAAUCGAACGCCCCUGAACGUGUUCAAGCGACCGAUUUACCUGGAACUAUCCCAAGAUGCACUACGCUGACGAGCAGUACUAGCAGUACGAACAGCUCACAACGUUACUCGAACGGACAAAGUCGGUCGGAGCAACACGUGAACAGAAUGGCGCCACCCACACCACAAGUACCUCCUCCGCCUCCGCCUUACCACCACUAUCCGGCCCCGCCUGCGAGGCUUUAUUAUCCUCCGCCGUUUCCGGUACCACCUACGAGUGGCGCGGUUGCCACAAGUCAGCUGACGCGAGUGCCGCCUCCACCAGCGCCGGCGCAACCACCAGCGCCUGCACCGCCCACCGCGCCCUCUUGCCAUCCCUACACGGCAACGAGGUACCCGCCGCCGUUCUACCAGCGUCACCAGUAGUAAAGCAGCUUAGACUAGAACAGAAAGUGCACAUGAACUCACUUUAGAUUUACAAAAUGUGUUGCUACAUUAGAUCCGUGUUGUCAGAUUGAUGAAGUAGUCGUAAGGGCCAAAACUAGAAUAAGCUCAAAUGUGUUAGUUUAAGUUUUAAUUAUAAUUGACAAUGUUUUAAAAAGAAAUUCCGCUACCACUGCCAUCGCACUAAACAGGUUGGCUAUUUUAUAUCUCGAUCGUGGAUUCUUGAGCCGGGUACCUGAUUAAUCGUCUUAGGUUAUACGUUUUUAUGAGUAUAUUUCGUAAUUUAUAUGGGAGAGAAGGCUACAUUUACGUUCUGCUAAAAAUAGCCAACCACUAGCUCACAAGCCGCAUUGCCUUAAAUUAUUGAACGCGGAUAUAAGCCGCAAUUUUCAUCCGACUUACAUCAGGGGCAUUUCACGUGAUGGGCAGGCAAAAAAAAACGUGUAUCUGAUUGAAAUACAUUUUUUAUAUAAUUCUUAUCUGUUUCGGACAUUUCCUCUAUAUUUUUAAUAUGCCAUGUUUAAGUAACAAAAUAUUAGGUCGGCGAUUUGAACAACCGUGACGUAUGCCCUAAUUCUUAAAAAAAGCCCAUGAAAAUUUCGUAAGUACUUAAGAAAAGACUAUUAAAGAUAAUAUUAUCUUUUUUAAUUAAUUUCGAUUUUUUUUUUUUACAUAUUAUAUUUGAAUAAAAAAUAUAUUUUGCUUAAUUUUUCGUAAUUUAUCCCACGGUUAGUCAAAUCGAGAUCGAAAUGCACGAUAAAAAUGUUUUUUUGAUAAAAUUUUGAACAUUUGUAAUAAUAUUUUUUUUAUCUUUAUGAAACGAUUUAUUUUUGGCUUUGCUGAGGUUCAUAUCAACACAAAGAUGUGUAGUAGAUACAAAUUCUAUUGGCAGUGUCCUCGAAAUCGAAACAAUUAUUAUUUUAUUUUAUAUUGUAUAGUUAUGUACACAUUUCGUAAUAUUUCAUUUGUAAUAUUUGUCUGACAUAGCGUAAUAAUUUACACAGCUUAUAUAAAUGAUAAAUAAAAAAUAUUUUUUUUUUUACAAUUUUAAAUGAAGACAUUGAUAAUAAUUAUUAUGUAUUAUAUUGUAUUGAUGAUAAUAAUACAAAGACAUUUACUUAACUGGACUCAGAAAUACAAGCCAGAUAACUAAUUGACUUUAAAUUGUUUUAUACUAGGAUUAUAAUUAAAAUGACUGGGAUAUGAAAAAUAGUCUUAUGUGUAUAUUUAAAAACUAAAUGAAUAACAAUCCGUUGGUCCGCCUGAGAAGACGCAAAUGUUAAGCUGUACGAAUAUGUACAGUUUAUCAUUUGCGAAGGUACUGAAUUGUUUCAAUACUGACGAUUGAAACGGUCACUUCAUGUAAUACUUGUUACUCAUAUUUCACGCCUGUAAUAGAACAUUCGUGUUUUGUGUACAGUACUCACACACUCGUUCACGAGAAAGAGGGAUAAAAAGUAAAUUAACAAUUUCAACCUUCAUUUGACAUGACAUUACACUUGAACUUGUAAAGGAAAGAAAUGACUUGUAUAAUAACAACUUCUUCUAGAAGUUACUUUAUAAAAGAUAUCUAUCUUUGAAGAUAGAUUUUAUUAUCUUUUACUUUUGAAUGUUUAUUAUUUAAUUAUUUUUUUUUAAUUUUGAAAAUAUAAUUUAAUUAACCUUAAACCAAAUCACUUCCCCAUUGUAAAUAAAACUAUUAAAAUAUUUUAUACAGUAUGAAUGAAUGGAAUGAAUUAUUAUGUUUAAUGGUGAUAAAAUAAUUAAUGUAACUACUAUGUUUUUAUACUUUUAAAAGCAAAACUAUAGAAGCUACGAAAGUUAUAGUUAAAAAAACCCUUUCUAUAUAAGUGUCGAAAUUUGACACUUGAAUUGUCAUUGAUUUUAGAUUAUUGGUAAACGCAUGGUACAUGUAUAAUGGUGAAGUUGUAAUUGUAAUAUUGAAAUUAUAAGUGGUUAUCAAUAUAUUUAAGUGAAAUUGAAACCUGCUUCAUUAGUGGUGCUGCUUAAGAUCUUCAAAGGCAUUACCCGAAAGGAAUAACUUGAAAUAAUAAUCAAGCGGCAAAAAUAUAUUUUGUAAUUUGCAACCCUUUGCUCCUGUUUUAAAUAAUGUAAUAUUAUGUAUCUGAUAAUUAUUUAUCAUGUGAUGAUACCAUUAUAUCAUUAUUUCUAUUCUCAGCAA